Messenger RNA from Rubroshorea leprosula, 2457 nucleotides. Lineage: Eukaryota; Viridiplantae; Streptophyta; Magnoliopsida; Malvales; Dipterocarpaceae. The record is from the annotation of a GenBank genome assembly.
GUGUCAAAACCCUCCCACUCUCAUCAGCUUCGCUAUUCUGAAAAUGGCGCCGGUGGCAGACCCUGAGGAGGAAGCGUUGCGACAUAAAACUUUAGCAGAGUCCAAGUACAACAACUCAAACCUGAAAUCAGCUCUAAAGCACGCCGAGAGAGCCCAUAAGCUCUGCCCAAGUCUUGAAGGCAUCUCCUCAAUGCAUACUGCUUUCCAGAUUCUCAGCGUGGCUUCCAAGUCCUCCGUCGGCACUGACCCAGACUGGUACAAGGUCCUCCAGGUAGAACCCUUCUCUAAUAUCAACACAAUUAAGAAGCAGUUUAAAAAACUAGCUUUGGUUUUGCACCCUGAUAAGAAUCCGUAUUUGGGAUGUGAGGAGGCGUUUAAACUUGUGAAUGAGGGGGUUCGGGUUUUUUCGGAUAAAAUUAAGAGGAAGGAAUAUGAUAUGAAGCUUAGGAUUAAGAUUCAAGAGGAGAGGGUUAAUGAGUCGGAAGGGGAUGGGGCUCAGGUGGAGACGUUUUGGACUGCCUGUUCACGAUGUAGGUUGUUGCAUAAGUUUGAGAGGAAGUAUUUGGGGCAUAAUUUGGUUUGCCCAAGUUGCAAAAAGAGUUUUGAGGCUGUGGAGGUUGGAGGAAGUGGGGAAGAAGAGAGUAAGGAGGAGGAUCAGAGAUGGGUUAGGGUGCGGAGUGAGAGGUUGAAGAGGAAAAUGGAUGACAGUGAGAGGUUAAAUGGUAUGAACUUGAGGGGGAAAAAGGGCAGUGGUGAGAGUGUUGUAUUAAAGGGGAAAGUGGGAAGUGGUGAAACUGGUGGACCGAAGGGAAAGGGGAUUCUGAAUGAGCAUAAGGGAGGCAAUGAGAAAAGGGCUAGUAGGGGGUUGAUGGAGAAAAUUAGAGAUGGGGAUUUGAAGGAGAAAGGAAGUGGUGAAAUGGGUGGCAAUGAAUGGGGUGGAGGGAGGUUGAGGAGGAGGACAAGUACUGUUGGGGAUGUUUUGGCCAGGUCAAAGGCCAAUACAGUGGAAGAUGGGGAGAUAGAGAAAAGUUCAAAGUUAAAGAAGGUGGAUGUUGGGGAGGAGACAAUGACACUUGCACAAAUGCAGUUGGAAAUGAAGCGCAAAAUGAAUCAAAGAAAGGAAGGAUUGAAACCAAAGGAAAGGGAGAAAGAUGAGGGAGAAAAGGAGAAUAAGAGAUCAAGACGUGGGGCUUUGAUGGAUAAAAUUUUGGAGAAUGAGAAACAGGGAAACUUGGAGAACGGUAAUGAUGAGGAGAUGGAGGAGCAAGGAUCUUCUGAGAGUAGUUGGAACAGUGAAACUUCAAAAGAGAGUGUGGAAUUGGAAGUUGAGAGUGGAAGGGGUGGGAAGAAGAAUGGGACUUUGGAGAAUACGAGGCAGAGGACUUCAAGAACAAAAGUUGAUUUAGAAAUUGCUAGGAGCAGUGGUUCUCUGAGCAGGGACUUGGAGAUUAUGGCAAUGGAGGAUUCAAAUUUCUAUAAUUUUAAUAAAGAUAGAGUAGAGAAAAGUUUCAAGAAAGGGCAAGUGUGGGUUAUAUAUGACGAUGAUGGAAUGCCAAGGCAUUAUGGUUUGAUUGAUGAAGUUGUUUCAGUGAAUCCUUUUGAGGUGAAGGUGAGUUGGCUGGACCUUCAGAAUAAUGGGGAUGAGAGGUUGAUCUGUUUGGAGAAAAUGAAAUGUAGCAUUUCUUGCGGGAAAUUUAAGGUUUCUAGGAAUACUUCCAUUCACCCCUUGAAUAUCUUUUCACAUGUUAUGGAGUGUGAAAGAGCUGCAAAAGAGCUUUAUCGGAUUUAUCCAAAGAAGGGUUCUGUUUGGGCUCUUUAUGAUGAAGCUGCAUUCAGUACAGAAAGAGGAAACCUUUCAGCUGGCGAUAAACGUUGCUACCACAUAGUUGUGUCUCUAACCACUUAUACUGAGAUUCAUGGGCUAAGCAUGGCAUGCCUUGAGAAAGUUGAUGGGUUCAAGACAAUAUUUAAGAGACAAGAGAUUGGAUGUCAUGCUAUUAGAUGGCUUGAGAAGGAUGGUCUCCGUUUGUUUUCACAUCAGAUUCCUGCAAGGAAGCUUUCCAGUGCUAAUGCCCCUGACCAUUUGAAACACUGCUGGGAACUUGAUCCCACUUCACUUCCUUAUGAUCUGCUUACUACUGGCUGGAAAUGAGGAUGUUUAUUUGGGAAACUGAUGUACUUACUGUAUAGUUUUCUUUUUUGUUUAGCCAUACAAGCUACAUAUAUUGGGUAUAUUUUUCAUGAGUCAUUCAUUUCUGGGAACAGUUCCUGAUAGCGGAAGUGGGAAAAUAUAUUAAUGUCGCAGUUUUAUAGAGGAAGUGACUAGAAUAUUAGAAUGGAGGAAAAUCUUUCAUCAAAAAGACAGCGCCUUGAGACUUUGAGAGCCGGGCAAUGCAACGCAUUAUUAUUAAUUAUUAUUACUUGAGCUUGAGGCAAGAAUCAAGAUUCUAUGUUCAC